Molecule: messenger RNA, 426 nt
Organism: Prorocentrum cordatum
Lineage: Eukaryota; Dinophyceae; Prorocentrales; Prorocentraceae
Source: the annotation of a GenBank genome assembly
AUGCUGGGGGCCAUGCUCGCCUUUAUGGCGACGGCCUGCUUCGGGGCGUGGGGCCUGCUAGUCGCCGCGCGCGCCGCGCGCUCCAGCCCCGCGGGGGGGAUGGAGACGCGAGCGGCUCUACGGGUGCGCUGGACAGCUGUGCUAGUCGUGGCACCCCUCCUGCUGUCACUCGUGGAAGCGAUCCCCUUUUACGGAGUUGAGACUGGGGCUGCCGAUGACAUUUGGGUUCACGCCCGUGCUUGGGCCGGCGUCGUGAACAACGCCUUCAACUGCGUGCAGGUGGCUUUCCUCUCUGACCUGGUCGGGCCGCGGUGGCUGCGGCGGCUGGCGGUGGAGGCCUUCAAAAGCAUCAACUCCUUCAACGUGGAGGAGCUGCAGCGUACCUUGACGAAGCCAAGAUCACAUGGGUUUGAUGCCGCUACCUGA